Molecule: messenger RNA, 1347 nt
Organism: Sebastes umbrosus (honeycomb rockfish)
Lineage: Eukaryota; Metazoa; Chordata; Actinopteri; Perciformes; Sebastidae
Product: spectrin beta chain, non-erythrocytic 5-like
Exons: 3
Coding region: 314-661 (115 amino acids)
Biological process (GO): actin cytoskeleton organization
Cellular component (GO): plasma membrane; cell projection; cortical actin cytoskeleton
Molecular function (GO): actin filament binding
Source: RefSeq, a predicted model, not a curated record
GUGUGUGUGUGUGUGUGUGUGUGUGUGUGUGUGUGUGUGUACAUACUGUCAGUUUGAACUUUGACCCCUGCACCUGCUGUCAGGUGAGCGGAGCUGCUCAUGCUGUAAAUCCAACGGCUUCAAAGUUCACACACACAGUUCUUCUUCUAUGUUAUCGUCUGGUCCAGAGACAGAAACAUUCAGACUGUAUGUUGCUGUAUGUUUAAUAUAUAUUACUGUAUGUUUAUUCCACUAACCCGUCUUUGGAUCUCUCACUCUGUCUGAGAUUCUACAGCUGAGACCAUAAGGAGGACGAGCGCUGAAGCCAAUCAGGAUGGAGGGCGAGGAGGACGGGGCGGGGCGAGUCCGGGAGCUGCAGGAGCAAAGGAUGAUGGUCCAGAAGAAGACCUUCACCAAGUGGAUGAACAGUGUCUUCACUAAGAACGGGGAGAAGGUGGAGCUGACCGACGUCUACACGGAGCUGAAGACCGGAGUCGUUCUGAUUCGUCUGCUGGAGCUCAUCUCCAGAGAGACGCUGCCUCCGCCCAGCCGCCGCAAACUGAGAGUCCACUGUCUGGAGAACAACAGCAUCGCCAUCGGCUUCCUCAAAACCAAGGUAAUGACCAUAACCAUAACCAUAACCAUAACCAUAACCAUAACCAAGGUCAUUCAGAGUCCUUAACACCAAGGGAACUCACCUGUCCGUGUCAGCAGUAUAUAAAGUCAUUAAAAUGAUUAAUGAGUAAUGAAGAUAUUUUAGUUUUAUUAUAAUAUUUCGAGUGUGACCAAACUCCAGACUGAAACCUGCUGAAGUACUGUACCUGUCUGUCUCUGGAUGAGUUACAUGUGUAUUUAGUGUUAUUGUAUUUGGCUCCAUCUUGUGUUGGUGUUUCAGCAUUACAGCUGAAUGAACAAAAUAAAUAUAUGUCUAGCAGACAAUUUUUGAGAGAACAAAUUAAAUUCCUUCUCCUGCGACAGACUGACCUCCAGUCUGUUCCAAAGAGUAUUAGUGGUUUUAAUUAAUACUAAUCACCUUUUAUUAUCUGUUCAGAAUGAACCUUAAAGGAAGAUUUGUCAAGUAUUUAAUCCUCUUAUCAACAUGGGAGUGGACAAAUAAGCUGCUUUAUGUAAAUGUAUGUAUAUAUUUAUUAUCCAUUUUUUACCAAUGGAUUCUUCAGGUUUAUUAGUUUAAUAUGAUACCAGUAUCUUCACGCUAGCUUCAAAACUCAGCCACUAGAACCGCAACAAAAAAAGCAAAUUGUGUUAAAGGGACUGUUUUUUACUUUUUACACUUAUAAAUCUACCGGGUCGGUUUCACAUGCGCGCUCACAUAAGUGCUCACGUGUGUCUCCGCUGUUCAGACUCAGA